This is a messenger RNA of Fulvia fulva, 1209 nucleotides long. RefSeq lists its product as uncharacterized. NCBI's taxonomy places the organism in Eukaryota, Fungi, Ascomycota, Dothideomycetes, Mycosphaerellales, Mycosphaerellaceae. Bases 1 to 1209 code for a protein of 402 amino acids. The transcript is spliced from 2 exons. The record is from RefSeq and is a predicted model, not a curated record.
AUGCUUGAAAGCUAUGAGACGGUCGACUUCAAGACUAUUCAACAGCACACUCGAACAUCACUUGAUUGCAACAUGUUCCGAUUCCCUUCUCCGGCUCACAACAACACCGACCACCAACAUCAUCGCAGCUCACCACCACAAGUGACCAACUCCUCACGAGUCAACACCGAGACGCCGACUAUGAAGUGCGAAAGCGAAGAGCCGUCCUCGUCCACGGCAGACCAAAACGAUUUUCCACUCCCAAAUUCGUUUUCGUGCUCACAAAGAAAAUCACACCAGCGCACCAAAGCCAUGUGGGACGCUGCUGUCUCCGCGAUAAACGCCUAUCUACAAACUGAUGAGGACUAUGUUACCAGUGAGGAAAAGAAGGCAUUUUCAUCCACAAUCGAACAGCUGCGAAUUUCAGCUGAGCGACUGGUCUCCACGCUUCAGCAGCCCCUAUCGCCCACGCACGGCCACACAGAUGAGAAUCUGGACCAGUCAAGAGAGAUAGAGAAGCCAGGCCACGAAGAGAGCGUAUCCGAAGAGCGGAUGGUGGAUCUGGAGUGGGCACUCGAACAGGAAAGACGCAAGCGCAAACACCUUCAAGAGGACUUCGAGACCUUCCGAAGUAACAUGGCAAAUGUUCUGACUGAGCAUGCUCAGGACAUUGCCGAGCUCAGAUCCUCCCUUGUGCCACAGAAAAGGAAGGCAGUCUCAAGUCGUACAGUAUCUGCGGCGUACACCGCAGUGGAGUCCACUGACCUUGACACUGCGAACCCAGAGCCGCAUCGCCUCAAAAGACUCAAUAUAGAGGGCCUCAAUCUGGACUCCUUCUCCUGGGACCUGACACUGGACCGUACCCAGCUCAUUGAUCCCGCUGACGGCUUUGUGUAUCUGCUUCCAGAUUACCCGGACCUCAAAGCGAUGGUCCUGAACACUGUCAAGAAUCUUGCCCCGAAACCCCUGUCAAACCGUGCAAGCAGCCACAAAGGCUUGUGGCAAUGCUUAGGCACACGAGUCAAAGGGGACGGCGGUGUCAACAGAGGCACUUACGUUCCACCCAAGGAGGCUUGCGUCAAGUGUGCUACUGCGAGACGGUUCUGUAUCAUGUUCAACAUUGGCACUGCGCCGGUCAAUGCUGAGACGUGGUUGCUGCCGUUGCCUGGGGUGUUGAGGGGAGAUUGCGGACUCGGGGAGGAAGGGUACUUUAGGAUGGUUGCGGCGUGA